This is a messenger RNA of Lacerta agilis (Sand lizard), 3151 nucleotides long. It is a transcript of the gene LEPROTL1, whose product is annotated as leptin receptor overlapping transcript like 1. The transcript has 4 exons. Gene Ontology annotation, biological process: negative regulation of growth hormone receptor signaling pathway; late endosome to vacuole transport via multivesicular body sorting pathway. The coding region runs from base 104 to 499 and encodes 131 amino acids. The record is from RefSeq and is a predicted model, not a curated record. Gene Ontology annotation, cellular component: endosome. NCBI's taxonomy places the organism in Eukaryota, Metazoa, Chordata, Lepidosauria, Squamata, Lacertidae.
CUCUCGUCUUAAAGAGCGCUCACUUCCGGGUUUUGUCUGGCCGUCUUCCUCCCGCUUUGUGGUUGGCUGGGAGCGGCUCGUGCGCGACAAUAACAGCAGCAUCAUGGCCGGCAUCAAAGCUUUGAUUAGCCUGUCCUUUGGGGGAGCUGUUGGACUAAUGUUCCUGAUGCUUGGUUGUGCCCUUCCGCAGUACAACGAAUAUUGGCCUCUCUUUGUCCUGUUCUUCUACACCCUUUCUCCAAUUCCAUACUGCAUAGCAAGAAGAGUCGCCGAAGACACAGAUGCUACAAGUAAUGCCUGCAAGGAACUUGCCAUAUUUCUUACGACGGGCAUUGUUGUCUCAGCAUUUGGGCUCCCAAUUGUGUUUGCCAGAGCACUACUGAUUCGUUGGGGAGCCUGUGCGCUUGUCCUCACAGGAAACACAGUCAUCUUUGCUACCAUCCUAGGGUUUUUCUUGGUAUUUGGCAGCAAUGACGACUUCAGUUGGCAACAGUGGUGAAAAGAGUUGGAAAGAGAACUAUCGGCAUCUUGUGUCAUUCAGUGGCCAUCCAUCCAACAGCAAGAACAGGCAAUAAAGCGAAUGUACUCUUUCCACAGAGGGACUCUAGGUGUAGGAUACUCUGUAGUCACUUUUCCUCUCCUUUCACAUUCAACUUCUAACGUCUUGCUUGAUUUAAAUGUUAUUAAUUGUUGAUGCUGUUUUAGUUUAAUGCUUUACUUUAAUGUGGGGAUCAGAAUGCUUAAAUGUGAUGUUUAAAUCUGUUUUUUCCCUUGUUUUUUUUUUUUUUGAAGAACAUAAGUGCGUUUAAAUAUAAAAUUGAUCUUUUGACCAUGAAUUAUUUUUAAGCUACAAUGUACAAUCGUGUAACCAAACUGGCAACAAACGUAGGACACAGUCCAGUCAUAUGGAAGUGUUUCUGAAGCCCUAUCAUGCACAGGUAUUUUUUGAAGUAAGUCCCACUGAGUUCAAUAGGGCUUACUCCCAAGCAAGUGUGCAUAGGAUUGUUCACAUGUCCUAUUGAACUCAGUAGGAGUGAAGCAUGUGCUCAACACUCACCCCCUUUUGAAAUAAAUAGAAAGUGCUUAGAUAUAGCUGGCAUGUGCUGUUUAUUAGCAAAUGUGUACAUGGUUAUGGGAUUUUGGAAGUGAAGUGUAAAGAGCUGAAGGGAGAAGCACUUAGCAACUGAUUAAUGGGUUGCUUGUUUCCAUAGACAGCUGAAAAUGUGAUAAUGCCAAUGGUAUGGGGAUAGCUUUUAAUAAGGGGAAUUUUUUUAAUUAUUUUGGAAGUUUCUGCUCAUUGUACAAAUAUUUUGCAAGUUUUUAUUGUUGACACUCCAAAUGAGGAGGGGGGAACCUAAUUUCUCAAUGGGAAGUGGAAGACGUCUGACAUUUAAAAUCCACUUUUAAAAAAUCCCAUUUUGAAAUCUUUCUGUUUAUAUGUAUUAUACACUUUGAAAAUCUAUGAAGUCAACUCUUUAUAUGUUUUACCAAAGGGGAGGUAAAAGGAAGACCCAUGGAACUACUGAUUAUGGGCACAACUCAGCCAGAAGAUCUCCUGCACAGGCCACAUAGAAAUGAAUGGCAGUGCUCUUGUUCAGCUCACUUUCAUUGUCACCAUGACAUGUACAGAAGAACUACUCAGUGGAUUGCACCCACUAUGUUUGCAAAGUAUAAAAGGAGAAUUUCUGCUUCCCUUUUUAAUUUAUUUUAUACAUGGUAUAAAAGGCUUUUCAAAUGUGGAUUGAAACUUUUCACUGCAGGUAAUAACUUACCUGACAGAUCAAUUAUUGUAUUGAUAUACAGUCAAAGCUUGGCUACCUUGCAGAUCUUUGACUACGAAGGUUUUAUAGUGGUCCUGUCAAUGUUCCAGUUUAUGCAUUAAUAAAUGUUAAUCAUAAUUGUAGUUCUGUUAGAGUAUAUUACACGUACCAUACAAUAUUUAUAUUUGUUGCAUACCUCUUAAUUGUCUUUUCCAUUAACCAUAAAUAACCGUAUUUUGUAGACCCAAUUCUUUUGGAGUGGUGCUUUGCUGGUGACUCGUUAGUAAGAUACUCAGAUGUCUCUGUCUAUGCUCUCACACUGUGCAGUCAUGCAAACUAGCCAAGUCUAGCCAAGUGAUAUAGGCACCUGCACACAUUCCCCUCUUAAUACAGCUUUCUGCUGGCACAACUCAGUGGAGCUUUCUUCUUUUCCCUGACUGGUUCAUAGACAUGCAUGCUCCACAGUGAGCCCCUGCACACCCAUCUAGGCAUCACUCACCUCCCCAGGGUCUUGGGAGGGUGAGGGGCAUCUGGAUAGAGAUCGAGGCAGUGAGUAUGUAUGGGUCCCCCAUUGCAAGUAAGAGAGUUGAAUGGAAGCUCUUUGCUGCAUCCUUCUUCUGAGAGAACUCUGUCCAUGGAAGGGAAGCUGCAUCAUGUUCUCCUUCAUGUGCUGGCAUCAUAAAACAAAGGAGUUGAUGGACAGAUUGUAGUUAUCAGGGCAUCAGUCUACAGAAGCAUAGGUGAUGAAUGGGUUCUGUUUCUUAAAAAUUAUGUGAUACUGACUUAAAAUUCAAAACUAAGUCUGAGGGUGAUCUUGACGGUUACAUCCCUAUUGUAACUUCAAUAGCAUUUUUUUUUAAGAGGGACAUGUACAAAGUGAUUGUGAAGUACUUGUGCCCAGUUAUUUAAAUCCAAGUUUUCAAUGUCUGAACAUUUUUCCAGGUCUUUCAAGGAUGUUGAAGCAAGACUUCUGCAUGACACAGAUAUUUAUGCUCUCAAAUCCCUGAAAUUCCUUUGGAAACUCUUUACAUUGACAGUGGAACAGUUGUAGCUGUCAAAUAGAUAACUCAUUUAGUGAUCCUUCCAAUCAUGUAUUAUAGCAAAUGAGUUCUCUUCUCACCUGUUGUACUGUUACUUUUCUUUGUGAAAUUACUGGCUACUCUUCAGUUGGGCGCCAACUCUAUUAUAUUUAAUAGUAGUGUAUUUUCUGUGUAUUAAUUGUGUGGACAGCAUUGUGGUGGUGAUCUUGCUUAUUUUUAGACAUAGUGCUGUCUCCUGUUAUCAGGUUAGACAUUUGAGAGGUAUGUCUUUCUUCAUGUAAUAUGCACUGAGCAGCAUUGCCAUCCUUCUACAAAGAAAUUUUGAUGAGAAAACAAUAAAAAAAUUAAAUA